This is a messenger RNA of Dichotomopilus funicola, 2265 nucleotides long. RefSeq lists its product as uncharacterized. Gene Ontology annotation, biological process: chromatin remodeling. The record is from RefSeq and is a predicted model, not a curated record. The transcript is spliced from 4 exons. Lineage: Eukaryota; Fungi; Ascomycota; Sordariomycetes; Sordariales; Chaetomiaceae. The coding region runs from base 1 to 2265 and encodes 754 amino acids.
AUGGCUGUUGAUCCGAGCCAGAACGUCCAUGGGGACUUGCUCCCACAUGUGCACUUGCUGUCGACGUUCCGCUAUGCCUCGAUGCCGAGAGUCGACCUGCCGGAAGUCACAAAAUGGCUUCUCCAGGCGCCCAAGAUCGCCCGCGACACGGCUCCCUUCUACUGGACCUACCUCGACUCGCCGCAGGACGGGUCGAUCUUUUUAACCUGGCAGCCGACCGCGCGCCGGGGCAAUGAGUUUGCGAGCGAUGGAUAUGUGUGGGCGGGGCCGGAAGUUUCGUUUCAGCAUAGCGCGGGUAAUGGCCUGAUGCUCGAGAUUUACGUUCAACGAACCGGAUACCGCAUGGGCGAACACGUUGCGAUUCACUCGAGACGCCGCUUCCGACUUUGCCCUCCCCCGGUGCCCAUGCCGAACCUGCCCCAGGUCGACCCCAACCUGUGGAUCGUGCACUACGGGCCGGCCGAGAAGAACGAGAGGGUGCCUGUCAACGCAAUUGGCGUACCGCCCCCGAUUCAAAACCUCAUCAGCUACCGCCAGCACCUCUUCCAAAUGGGCCAGAUCGUCAGGAAGGAGUUUAUGCUCUCCGACCGCGUUAACUGGCCCCAGAUCCCGUUCCCCCAGCGCGGCCAGUCGAUGUAUGCUCCGCCCAUGCCGCAACGCCAUGUGCCGCAGGUGAUGGCCUACCCCCCGCAUGGCGGCCCCGCAGUCGGCCCUACGCCUAAGCGGCGUGGUGGGCAUGCUGCCGCGGCGGCUGCUGCGGCUGCUGCUGGUCAUCAGGGCCAGCCGAUGGGACCCGGGUUCCCGGGAAAUGAGACGGCGUUUGACGAUGAGGAGGACAGCUCCCGUGGUGAUAUGUUUGAUCACAUGAGCCCGCGCGAGUUGAGCAUGGCGCGGUACCAGCAGAACCAUGAAUGGAUGGAGGAGAUUCUGUCUUCGCCAUACCGCAUCAACCAGAUUGAGCCUGCGGACCUUGGUUUGGGUCGUAAGGGUGCGCUGGCGAAGCUUACGGAGGGUAUCUUUGAGGCACCGGGGAUCGAGGCGCUGCGCUCGGGUGCCAAGAAGCCGUACACCGGACACCUCGAUGAGGGCCUGGCGCAACAGUUCCGCAAGCGCGUGGAAGAGCAGAAUGCGCUCGCCAAAGCCGAGAAUGAGCAGCUCAAGGCGCAGCAUGAGGCGAUCAUGGCCAAGUUCAGGGGAAAUGCCGCUAUCAAGACGGCCGAACGGGAACUGCGCGCUUCCACGGAGAGCACCGGGACCGAGUUCUGGAGACUCGAGGGCAGGUUGGAGGAUGAUGAGGAAAACGGGGGCCAGUGGAAUCAGGGCACGUCCCAGUCGCUGGACGAGGUCGUGGCCCGCGUUGAGGAGCUGGUCAGCAAGCGUGCCGUUGCCGUGAGCGAUGUCCAGCGGGUCCAAGACGGAGGCUAUCAGGAGCCAGCCCCCGAGCCAGAGCCGCCCCAGCCGCAAUCACAAUUGCAGCCUCAGCCUCAGCCUCCUACGUCCGAAGCUGCCGACCUGUCUCGGCAGCCUUCCCAGGCUGGGUCUGGUGUUCUGAUCGGCGACCACGACAUUGACAUGGGCGGUACCGCUGCCGGCCUGCUGGACAUCCACACCGGUUUCUCCAACACCUCCACGCCUCUCAACAACUUCCCGACCCCGCAGGCUCACCUCUCUGGCAUCCACUCCAACGCUGCGACGCCCUCAAACUUCAACAUCCCCUCGCCGUCGCCUGCCCCGGCCGCCGGUCCCCAGCCCCCGGCACAAGAACAGCAAGACGUUCAAAUGGCUGAUGCCGAGCCCAGAGACACCGCUCCGGACCAAGGGACUGAGAGCGGCGACUGGGUGGUUGUUCCCAAGGACGAUGCCGCGCCCACUACUACCGCACCUGCACCUGCUACAACGGCUGCUGCUCCGACCACCGCAACAACCACUACAACCGCCGGCCCCAGCGGUGCCAAGCCCGUCUCCGCAGCGCCAACCCCCGGCGGCGGCGGCAGCGGCCUAGACGCAGAUGACACCAACGACUUCAGCUCACUAGGUGAUCUCGACACGGCGGGUGACGCAUUGGCGAACUAUGAUCCGUCGGGUGGACAUGAUGACGAUGGAAUUAUUGGUGGUCAUGAUCACCAUGGGGUUGGGGACCAUGAUGGUGAUGAUGGGCUGGGCGGGCUGGAUUUGGAUGAUUCUGCUUUUGGGGAUGCGUUUCAUGGGGUUGAGCAGGCUGGUGGGGGGUUGGAGGGGGAUACUCCUGCGGGAGAGGGGUUGUAG